CUUGCAGUCCACAUCCCCAACCUAAGCCAAUUAACCAAAGCGUCAAUCUCUCCUCUCUCUCUCUCUCGCUCUUUUGCUCAGCUACUCUUUUCUCUUCAACGAUGGCUGUGGAUUCUUCAAUCUCGUCCUCCAGCGAAAAACACGCCACGGCGCUUCAGUUCAUCGAAGACAUGACAAAAAAUGCCGACUCGGUUCAACAGAAGGUGUUGGCUGAGAUUCUUACUCAAAAUGCCGAAACCGAGUACCUCCGGCGUUACCAGCUGGGUGGGUCGACCGAUCGUGACACCUUCAAAUCGAAGAUCCCCGUGAUCACUUACGAGGAUCUUCAGCCUGAAAUCCAACGUAUUGCUAAUGGCGAUCGCUCCGCCAUCUUAUCAGCACAUCCCAUCUCUGAGUUCCUCACCAGUUCUGGAACUUCUGCGGGUGAAAGAAAGCUCAUGCCCACCAUUCAAGCAGAGUUGGACCGUCGUCAGCUGCUCUACAGUCUUCUUACACCUGUAAUGAACCUUUAUGUACCGGGACUAGACAAGGGGAAGGCUCUUUACUUCUACUUCGUCAAAUCAGAGACAAAGACGCCAGGUGGACUGUUGGCCCGCCCAGUUCUCACCAGCUACUACAAGAGUGACCACUUCAAGACCAGGCCCUACGACCCUUACAAUGUCUACACCAGCCCCAACGAAGCCAUUCUAUGCCCUGACUCCUUCCAAAGCAUGUACACCCAGAUGCUCUGUGGCCUCUACCAGCGCGAAGAGGUCCUCCGAGUAGGUGCCGUUUUCGCCUCCGGCCUACUCAGAGCCAUCCGCUUCCUUCAACUCAAUUGGCGAGAACUCGUCCAUGACAUCGCUACUGGGACCUUGAAUUCCAAGAUAACUGAUCCUUCAAUCCGGGAAUGUAUGGUGUCUCGCCUUAAACCCAACCCCAAAUUGGCUGAAUUCAUUACCAGUGAGUGCUCUGGAGAGAAGUGGGAAGGAAUUAUCAACAGAAUUUGGCCUAAAACCAAGUACCUUGAUGUGAUCGUCACGGGUGCCAUGGCGCAAUACAUUCCCACCCUUGAUUACUACAGCGGUGGCUUGCCGCUGGCAUGCACCAUGUACGCGUCCUCCGAGUGCUACUUCGGCCUGAACCUGAAACCCAUGUGCAAGCCGUCCGAGGUAGCCUACACCAUCAUGCCCAACAUGGGCUACUUCGAAUUCCUACCUCACGAUCCAACAUCGGCUUCCCUGUUGUCUCGAGACUCCCCUCCUCCCCGCCUCGUCGACCUUGUCGAUGUAGAGGUAGGGAAAGAGUACGAACUGGUAAUAACCACAUACGCCGGCCUGUACCGCUACCGAGUCGGGGACAUACUUCGAGUGACCGGGUUCCACAACUCGGCCCCGCAGUUUCACUUUGUGAGGAGAAAGAACGUGCUGCUGAGCAUCGACUCAGACAAGACUGACGAAGCAGAGUUGCAGAGUGCGGUCGAAAACGCGUCAAAGCUCUUGCGCGAGUUCAACAGUAGCGUGGUCGAGUACACAAGCUAUGCCGACACCAAGACUAUCCCAGGGCAUUACGUGAUCUAUUGGGAGUUACUGGUGAAGGACCCAGGGAAUGGGCCGACUGAUGAGGUGCUGAACAAGUGUUGUCUCGCCAUGGAAGAGUCACUGAACUCGGUCUACAGACAAGGUCGGGUGGCGGACAACUCGAUCGGUCCAUUGGAAAUAAGGGUAGUUAAAAGCGGUACAUUUGAAGCGCUAAUGGACUACGCAAUCUCAAGGGGUGCUUCAAUCAACCAAUACAAGGUGCCAAGGUGUGUUAACUUUACACCUAUCAUGGAGCUACUUGACUCCAGAGUGGUCUCAGUGCAUUUUAGCCCAGCCUGCCCACAUUGGACCCCAGAACGACGACGGUGACGGAACGUCUGGCGAACCGAAUAAAUUCAGAAUAUCUAGCCCACCAACUCAACCAGCUAGCUAGCUAUUGCAAAAAAUUAACUUUUAUUUACACUCGUUAUUCUUUUCCUUUUAAUUUGUAUCAUUUUCUAGCUUCUUUUCUUUUGUUAUUCUCUCCUCUUUAAUUAGCUUUUGUGAAAAGUGUCUUUCGACGUUUCAUUUUCAGGCCAGGCCUUUAUAGAAUCAUCAAAUUAACAUCCUCUAAACGAAACAUAGUGGACUAUCGUGUAUGUUUCGUUCUUUCACUUUUA
Nelumbo nucifera (sacred lotus) is the source of this 2179-nucleotide messenger RNA. RefSeq names its product Auxin-responsive GH3 family protein (gene GH3.1). Gene Ontology annotation, molecular function: acid-amino acid ligase activity. Lineage: Eukaryota; Viridiplantae; Streptophyta; Magnoliopsida; Proteales; Nelumbonaceae. Gene Ontology annotation, cellular component: cytoplasm. The record is from RefSeq and is a predicted model, not a curated record.